Molecule: messenger RNA, 3015 nt
Organism: Exophiala aquamarina CBS 119918
Lineage: Eukaryota; Fungi; Ascomycota; Eurotiomycetes; Chaetothyriales; Herpotrichiellaceae
Exons: 2
Coding region: 1-3015 (1004 amino acids)
Biological process (GO): transmembrane transport; monoatomic cation transport; intracellular calcium ion homeostasis
Cellular component (GO): membrane
Molecular function (GO): monoatomic cation transmembrane transporter activity
Source: RefSeq, a predicted model, not a curated record
AUGGCUCAGCUAUCCCGACCACCACUUCUCCAUCCUCGCUCUCUCAGAUUGCGCCGCGUCCGAGAACAGGGUCGCACCUUUUACCUCGCCUUUCUAGUCCUUACCAUCCUUCUCUGUUAUAGUUACCUCCGAGAUUUCUAUCAACAAGAUGAUGCACCCCAGGAGCUGCUCGCGCGAUCAUCCGACUCCCCAAACCUCGAGUGUCGCAUGGUCAAGAAGGCCCAAGACCAAUGCUCCUUUGUGAAAGAGAAUUGUCCUGAUGAAGAGGCCGGCCUCGUAUCUUACCUUCAGUUCUACUACUGCUCCUCCCCCGCCACGCGACCUUUCGCAAUAGCCCUCAUCAUCCUCUGGACUUGCCUCCUAUUCACAAGCAUUGGCCUGGCUGCUUCCGACUUCCUGUGCGUCAACCUGAGCACAAUAGCCAGCAUUCUCCACAUGAGCGAGAGUCUCACCGGUGUGACGUUCCUCGCUUUUGGAAACGGAAGUCCCGAUGUCUUUUCUACCUUUGCCGCCAUGAAAUCAAAUAGUGGGAGUUUGGCUGUUGGAGAAUUGAUUGGUGCUGCUGGUUUCAUCACCGCCGUCGUCGCUGGUUCCAUGGCCAUCGUAAAUCCUUUCCAGGUCGCCCGCAAGAGUUUCCUUCGCGAUGUUGGCUUCUUCGUCGUCAGUGCCUCCUUCAGCUUGGUCUUUUUGGCCGACGGGAGUUUGCGCUUGUGGGAAUGCGCUGUUAUGGUCGCCUACUAUGCCUUUUAUGUCGUGUUCGUCACCUGUUGGCAUUGGUAUCUGGGCCGCCGCCGCACGAAGCGCCAGGCAGAGAACAUGGCUAGACUCCAUCAUCACAUCCCGGACCACCAAGAGCUCGAAUUCCCCGACUUAGAUGAUGACGAAGAGUCACGUCCUGCUAGUGAGCGGGCAAGCUUGCUCAGGAGCCACUCCGGAGAGAGCGUCCAUACUCUUCAUACACCCAACACCCCCGCCUGGAGACUAGAAGACCUCGAUGAUGAUGAUCAAGUCCGCGAUCGCUAUCUUGCGACCUUACGCAGUCAAAUGAGGGUUAGUCGUCCUGCCCGUGGUGAAAGAAGGAAUACCAUCACCCCGAUCCGACCCAGCUUGAUCGGUGCUUUGGAGUUCAGGUCAAUCAUGAGCUCCCUUGAAAAGAAAGGCACCAAUAUCCCACUGAGUCCUCGGAGGUAUUCCGAUGAUGCCAAUGCACUUUCGUCUCCUGGUCCCAUUAGUGCUCCUCCUACAGCAUCAUACCCCGAACUGGUCACUCCGGGCUAUCUUGAUGCAAGCAGUGCCGCCGGGUCAGGCAAUCGGAUAAGAGCGGUGUCAGCAAACGACGCCUCGAGACUUCGGAUUGACACCAAUUUUCUGUCAGACCACAUUUCAGAAUCAGCUCUCAGCAGCCAUGGUUCAUCCUCACCUGGUCAAGCGCCCAGUGCCUCAAGGCCAAGUGCGGCCCUGCUAGCCACUCUCAACGACGCUUCUGCUCAGAGACCACCUUCUCCCAAGCUCGUCUUGUCUCCUUCUGAUCCCCAGGCAGCAUCUGAAGACAGGAUCCCGUCAUUUGAUCCUCCAAAAUCGCCCAAUUUUCUAGCCCCCCCACCUUCCACCUUUCGUCGGCCAGACUAUUUUGGGCAAGGAAGUGACGACGGUAAAAGUCCAGCCCUUUCACCGCGGUCAGGACCGACUUUACAAGUUCCAACCUUACAUACUCCACACCCAGAUCAUUCUCGAGGGAUUCUGCACCAAGAAGACUUUCCUCCGUAUGUUGAUUCUCCCAAUAUGAUGACACCUCUCUCCUCGCGUCCACCCAGCGUCCACCAUCUUGCCGCGAGCAUAUCCCCUGAGUCCGUCCACCACCUUGGGCUGUUACCGGACGAAGAGGAAGAACCACUACGUACCUUUGCCUGGUGGCCAUAUAAGUAUCUCCCGGCGCCUCAGACCAUAGUAUCGAUCUUGUUUCCCACACUCUACGAGUGGCGUAAAAAGUCAGUGGUGGAGCGGCUAUUAGGCAUUCUCACCAGCCCCACUCUGUUUCUUUUCAGGGUAACCCUUCCAGUCGUGGAACCUAAGGAGGAGGAGGGGCAACCCGAGCUCGAUAUUGGUGUACUAACCCCUGGGGGCGGCUAUAGAAGUCGUUCGCAAAGUCGAGUGGGAUUGCCUGCUGAUGCUCCAACUACCUCACCCAAAAUUCCAACGUUUGACGCACCUCUUCAUCCUCAUGCAUCCUUGUCGCGGCAGGGGCCGGAUCUCUCGAAAACACCAGUCAAGAACCUCGAUGAGAGCUCGGGAGAUGGAGAUUGGAACCGAUGGCUUUUAAUUGUGCAAGCCUUCACUGCUCCACUCUUCAUCGUGACCGUCGUUUGGGCCAACAUGGAAGAAGAUUAUUCACUCAAGCUUUAUAUACGACUAGUUCUCGGCUCGUUGGUGUUUUCUCUUGUGAUGCUUCUCAUCCUUCUCGCUACCACCACUCCAGACCGAGAACCAAAGUACCGAUCUGUGUUUUGCUUCUUGGGCUUCUUGGUUGCCAUAGCAUGGAUAUCAACCAUUGCCAACGAAGUAGUUGGAGUUCUCAAGGCGUUCGGAGUUGUUACUGGCAUGUCGGACGCCAUCCUCGGGCUGACCAUUUUUGCUAUGGGCAACUCCGUGGGUGAUUGGGUCGCGGAUGUCACAGUUGCGAAAUUAGGCUUCCCUGUCAUGGCAUUAUCGGCAUGCUUUGGUGGUCCAAUGUUGAACAUCUUAUUAGGCAUUGGUCUUGGAGGCAUGUACAUGACCAUCCACAGUGCCAGCCAUAGGCAUACCAAACAUCCUCACAAGCCGAUCCAUUAUAAGCCUUACGAGUUGGAAGUCAGCACCACGUUGAUAAUUUCUGGGAUCACAUUGUUGAUAUCUCUCAUUGGGCUUCUGAUCUUCGUACCACUCAACGGAUGGAGGAUGGACAGAAAAAUUGGCGUUGGCUUGAUCGCAGUUUGGCUUAUCUCAACCACGGCAAAUGUGAUAGUCGAAAUACUAUGA